AUGGUCUUCUCAUCGUCGUCUGUGUUCGACAACCUCCCGGAAAGACCACCCACGCCUCCGCGAGACGUUUCAAAGGAUGUAGACGACGCGAUUAGCUUCUUGGAUGACAGCAACGAGAUUGACCGCGCUCUAAAGGUCGUGCUCCCGCAUAAGACCUCGUUCCGGUCAUCUACUCCCAUCACAUCUCCGGCUCCCAAGGAGUGUUCGGCGAGCGGAAACGCUACGAAGAAAGUAGACUUUACGCCGACUCCGACAUACCAUCCUAUAGCACGGACCGGGCAGCUGAGUUCGCCCUCGGCUCAGCUGAGGAAGAAGGCACCAUCAGAUAGAGAUGCGAGACCUACCAGAUCGAUUCUGAAGCAGUCGAGCCAUCCGCCGCCACUUACGCCAGACGAUCUCGAAAUACGAGUGGCCUACUUUUCUCCGCAGGUACCUGGAAGCUUUGCGAAGAUGCUGCAAUCUGUGAUUCAACAGCUUGCCGGCCCUUCUGUGAGCAGUCGCCUGGACGCCUACCUGGCACUCAAUGGCGCACUACAGGCUUAUGAAACAGUGCCGGACGUGCGUGCCAUGGUGGCGAAGAUGAGCGUGUUGUUACAAUUCAUCACCCGCGACCUCGCAUGGAAGGGUGAUAAUGGAGCACUUGAUGUCAACAUGGCCACUCAAGCAUUCAAGCUCACUGCCAAUAUCAUGUCUGACGCGACGUUAUCUGCCGGUCUGGAUGACGACUUCCAGACAUUCUUGCUGGAUCGCUCACUCGCGGUCAUCGAACAAGCGGAUAUGCCGAAAGCGCUGAUCAAGAAUCAUAUGUACCUGUUAGCGCACCAACGAUUUCGGACACCGGCGAUGACAACAAGCCGCGGUGACCGAAUCCUCACUGCUCUGCUCACUGUGGAGGAGAGAUGCACUGGUAAUAAUGUCGUCACCACAAGACUUAUCGUUUACCAGCGGCUGCUAGAGCGUGUACCCGCUGUGAUGCAUCAGCGUAUGCGCGAAUGGCUCGAGCAUGUUAUACACGGUAUGCUCAGCACCAUCAAAGACGUCAGGAUCCGAGCGAUAGAGACAUGCACGAAGGCAGGGCUCAUUUUGGGCACGCAGCCAUUAGCAGCCAAGUGUGUAAUCGAGCUCUUCGCGGUUGAAGUGGAGGCCGGCCAAACAUUCUACGACUACGUCGAAGCACAACUACGACAGAUGGUGUCCGACAAGGAGCUCGGCGCUUAUGUCCCUCAAAUCUGGUCCUCCAUCACUCUUCUGUUCCGUAGCAAGCGCUCACCUAUCGACAAAUGGGCCAGGCUGAAGGUGUGGCUUGGCAUCGUUCAACGGUGUCUCAACGCGAGUGACAUACUGAUCAGGUAUCAAGGCUAUCUAGCCUGGAAUAAAUUUGUUUUUGCAGUCAUGCCAGAUGCUAGCACCUCGUCCAGUAUGUUAAGGAUGCUGAAGGUGCCGAUCGAAUCGGGUCUAGACAGGCGUGGUAAGUAUGUGCAUGCGAAACAGAUCCACCAAUAUGCGCUCGAAUCCUUCUAUAACGUCCUACAUUACGUCUUGCGACCUGGCCUGACAUACCAGGAACUGGACACCGCUUGGGACGACGUGGUCACACCAAUGCUGGGCUACAUGAUAGCACGGAAGGACAAAGGCCAACGAUUAGCCUGCAGCAUCGUCCAUGGGGUAUGCACAACUAGUUCAGGUACGUGGAAUGUGGAUGCCGCAAUGGAGGCAUCGCCCAUCCUACCAAAGGAUCUUCCAAAGCUGGAUCCCAAGUGGGUACGUACCAGGCUCGGAAAGAUCCUGCAACUCAUGGAACCAGUAUUACGCGCAUCCUACUGGAGCUCGGGAUACAAUAGUGCCGCCAUCAAUAGCACUUGGCAUGCGCUUAUGCUUUCGGUGGCCGAAGCUGGGCGGCAGGAGAUCAAGACAUCACCAGAUCUCAAAGAAGCCAUUGCCCUUUUGGUCAACCUGUGCCGGUUCCCAUGGUCCCAGCCACCGGCUGAGGUCAAUGCGAGUGAGUUGCGCUUUGAUCUUCCGCAAUACACUGCCGUCGUCAAGGUGAUGGUCGAAAGCAUUGGGCCUAGUGCGUUCAGUGAGGACAUCUUGCUUCGAACGCGCGAGGACGAGAUAAAGGUCGCAUCAACGCCAUCUCAUCGCCACAGCAAGCACCAUGCCACCCCUCAGUCACCACUCUUGGUUUUGUUCGGAGCGCUCUACGACUCUGGACUGCGAAUCGACCAUGACGAGCAGCUGCGCGAUCUUGCAGCGGCGUUGCUGGAGCUGUCGGUCUCUUCUCGGUCGCAACCUCAGACAAAAAUCGAGCUUCUUGCACGAUCAAUGCAGAAUUGGAGCAAGGACUUUGCCACGAACGCUGAUCGGGCCCGAAAUGCAUUUCUGUGGCAAUCCAUUAGUAGCUGCGCGACCGACACCCUGCAGCUCCCGCAUAUGACCAACGACAGCUCGCAGACUGUUGGCUUGGAGCUGCGUCACGGCCUGACGAUACUAACAGAAGGCUUUCAUCAUGCCGGCUUCGCCUUCUGCAUCGAGGCCAGCAUUGAACAGUUGUAUGAUGCUAUGAUACCUAUUGCACGUACUACGGCAGGUGCUGCUGGUAUUGUCUCUGCAGUCCUCGAGCCAUUGGCGAGAAUUCUGCCUGAGCACCUAAGUGCCAUCCCAGCAGCUGCACGGCUGCGCUUGACUUCGCGGCUUCUGGUCUCCGCGCCAUGGCCACGUAGUAGGCAGGAGCUCGACCAAGCGAAAAAGUCUUUGUGGGGCGUCGGUCCCGCGCCACACAAGGCGACAAGCUUUGAUCCCUACGAGCACUUCUAUGCAAUCCUUGCAGAUGCCCUCAUCUAUGGCUACGAUACUCUUUGCCAAGAUGUACCAUUCCUCGAUACGCAUAACAUGAUUAGCGAAGCCUUGUCGUUCCUGAAGCGAUGCCCUCUGCCAUUGCUUGCAGCUGCCAUCGGCAAGGUGCAAGAUGGUUUCUGCCGCUGGCUUGUGGACAUUGAUAGGAAGACGGGGGACAGCAAGGAAGUUAUCAAUAUGCUCCCGGACACCGCUCGAGAACUCAUCGGCCUGAUUUGUGCCGUGCCCUCCCAUGACAGCACUUUGAUACAGGUCCUCGAGCCUCUGCUAGUGGCCUUGUUCUCUUGCCCUCACAAAGCUGUUGUCAACAAGACGAUAGAUUUCUGGAACCAGACUUUCGGCAUGCAGGAGGAGCUCCGAUACCCCGAUCGGGUCGCGCAAGUGCUUGAUGCCAGGCGUGCAGAGGCCGAACUGUUCCUCCCAACAUUCCCUGAGCUGACUCCGGAUGUGACCACAUUCCCGCUGCAACCGUUCUACGAAUCACAGCCAGACCAAAGUACAGGCUCCUUUCCUGCGAUCGGACCUGUGCCACAACCCACGUGGCCAACAUCGAUUACCUCUCUCGAACCGACACGAGCGCUUUCUGGCUCGGGCGCCCGAGUCUCCAAGACCCCGAAUCCAACGCCAAAGGCUCGACUUCGACAUGACGACUCGCAGAUUGUGUUUGCGCCUGUAGAGCAGGCUGAUACUACAGGCGUGGCCGUCUCGCAGCUCACCAAUCGUCAACAAGAGAUCAAAACAAGGCAGCUUGAGACCGCUCAGAUGUUUUCGAACAUGUCUUCAAGCCCCAUAACAAUCGCGAGGACUACAAAUGACGGCGCUCCUCAAAGACUGGACUUCGCGACUAGGAGCCGCGAGGUGCUUACUGGUACACCGGAGCGCCUUCCAAACAGCGAUGGCCUCCUGAGUGAUGAUCUGCCUUCCUCGCCUACACCUUCUUCGAACAAAGACACUGUAUACACACAGUCUGUGAUCGUGGCAUAUGAACUGAAUGCGGAGGCUGAUCUAGACCCACCAUCUUCACCACCGGGAUCGGCCGAUGAGCACCUAGAUAUGACGGCAUCGAAAAUGGGAGAGCAAGACCUAGAGAGCGGUGCCGAAGACGACAUCCAGGCUGUCCCAAAUUCGGCACCUGCAGACUUGGAACCUGCUGACAAUCCCAUCGAUUCCGACUUGCCGUCUGAUACUCUACUUCCCGGUCAACAGCUCCUGUUUGAAGCUGAUCAGGCCGCGGAUGAUGUGACGGAGCCAAAAAGAGUGGACGAGACCACGAUUGGCACAACGUUUGUCAACACAGAAGCCGAGCAUUCAUCGCUUAUGAGCUAUCACACGCAAGAACCCAUUAUUCUUGACGACGGCCAUUUUACCGUUGCCGAUAUCACUCGUGUUGAAGACUCUUUCGUCGAGGCGCCACCAUCGGACGAAUUGGAAGCCUCGCAUGAAAAGGAUGUCCUCGCAGCCACCAGCGAGCGCACCAACAAGAAGCGCAAGCGGUCUUCUAACAAAGGUUCUGCGUCCAAGAAGCGAAAACAGCAGUCGAAGUCUCCUCUAGGGGCCAUCACGGGGUUUUUCAAGACCUGGGUGAGCAGCCAGCCAGAAGAGGACACUGACAUUGAGGACGAGAUAGUUGUUGCUUCUAGUCAGCCACCUUCUUCACCGCCGCAGCCGAACGAGCCUGUGAAGGCGCCCUCCCCUGUCGUGGAGAUCCCCGUAACCAGCGCUACGAGACCAUCAGGCAAUCGCCACCGUGGCAGGCCAACAAAGUCUGUGACCCCGACACCUGUUCCAGGCACUUCACGAGACUGGCGGCAGCGGUCACUAAAGCGAAAAGCUUCGGACGUGGAGGACUCGAGUGCUGCAGAGACAACAACGAGCGUGAUCGAGGCCACGCCAGCACCUGGUCAAGGCCGUAAGCAACGCGAGGGGACUGACAUGAAACUCGUGAAGGCUGCUCGACUUUCGCAGAACCAGUCGGAUGUUAGACGCUCGACGAGGAGGACGGUGGCUGUAGCAGGCGAAGGGGUCGACGUGGAAGAACCUGUGGAGUUUGCACUUUCAGCGCACAACCAAGAGGAGGAUGACAUCACCAGUAUAGAACGACUAAUAGCAACGCCUCGGAGUGUUCUGAAACAUCUGAGGAGCAUACUUGCAGUACUACCGGGCAUGAAUUUUACAGCGCUGCAGGAGCGAGAGGCGGAUGACCUGCUGUACGAGACCAGGAGGGCCGUGCAUGAUGCUGGUAGGCGUGGAAGGGACUGA
Molecule: messenger RNA, 5112 nt
Organism: Recurvomyces mirabilis
Lineage: Eukaryota; Fungi; Ascomycota; Dothideomycetes; Mycosphaerellales; Teratosphaeriaceae
Exons: 2
Coding region: 1-5112 (1703 amino acids)
Biological process (GO): telomere maintenance
Cellular component (GO): nucleus
Source: RefSeq, a predicted model, not a curated record